Mesocricetus auratus (golden hamster) is the source of this 1376-nucleotide messenger RNA. It is a transcript of the gene Ubald1, whose product is annotated as UBA like domain containing 1. Lineage: Eukaryota; Metazoa; Chordata; Mammalia; Rodentia; Cricetidae. The transcript is spliced from 3 exons. The coding region runs from base 111 to 641 and encodes 176 amino acids. Gene Ontology annotation, molecular function: protein binding. The record is from RefSeq and is a predicted model, not a curated record.
CAGAGCGCACAGUAAAUAUUUGUAUUAGCCGGGGCCGGCUCGCUAAUGGUGGACGCGUGAGGCGAGGCGCGAGCGCGCAGGGAGGCCGGAGCGGGCUGCGCGGCGGCGCCAUGUCCGUGAACAUGGACGAGCUCAAACACCAGGUGAUGAUCAACCAGUUCGUGCUGACGGCUGGCUGUGCGGCCGACCAGGCGAAGCAGCUGCUGCAGGCGGCCCACUGGCAGUUCGAGACAGCCCUCAGCGCCUUUUUCCAGGAGACCAACAUCCCCUACAGCCACCACCACCAAAUGAUGUGCACUCCCGCCAACACCCCUGCCACGCCCCCCAACUUCCCUGAUGCCCUCACCAUGUUCUCCCGUCUCAAGGCCUCUGAAAGCUUCCACGGUGGUGGCAGCAGCGGCAGCCCCAUGGCCACGUCGGCCACAUCACCCCCACCGCACUUCCCCCAUGCCACUGGCAGCUUCGCCACACCCAGCUGGCCAACUGCAGCCUCACCCCCAGGAGGCCCACAGCACCACCAGCCGCAGCCGCCCCUGUGGACUCCGGCACCCCCUUCCCCAGCUUCAGACUGGCCUCCCCUGGCCCCCCAACAGGCCACCUCAGAACCAAGGGCCCACCCUGCCAUGGAGGCAGAGAGAUAAGGGAGGCCCCUCCCCCCCUCCCGGAGGCCAGGGCCCCGUGGGGUGGGGGAGAGGAUGUCUCUGUGGGCCCCUUCAUCCCUCCUCUAUCUGCACCCACACCCCAGAGCCCUGGAGGGGAGAGACCGGACUCUAGACAGGCCGUCUUGUGUCAGCAUGCACAGCUGCACACACGCAAGUUCACAGCACAGGCACCCCCAGCUCGCAUGGAUUUGACUCAAAAGUGGCUUGGGUGCCUGGUGGGCAGCGCCUUGGAGACCAAGCAGCCAUCCCAACGAAGACUCACCUGCCUGGCCCCACCACCUGGAGUGUUUCAGAAAUUACUUGGUGGCAGAGAUGUGUCUGACUCCUGUCUUGGGGCCUACUAGGCCUAGAUCCCCACCCUCGGGAAUGCAGAGCUUUCUCCGCAUGUGUGCGUGUAGCUGUGUCUGUAUUUAUACAUAUGUCGCUCUUCAAAAGCAACUUAGUUAUGGGGCAGCUGGACUUUGCAUGUUAGAGUGAGCCCCAAGCCCCUUGGCCCACCACCCCCUCUUCCCAAGGGCCCUGCCUCACUCCACCUCCUUAUCUGCCAGCAUUGCUAUUUCCUGCAAAGGAUUAUGGGAAGCUCCAGGACUCUUCUACACAUCCCCCAGUGCCUGCCUGCUGGGGUUUCCUGCAUGCCUCUUCCCCAGAGCCCAGGGGUACCUGAUCCCCAUUUCCUACCCCCCUUUUAACAAAAGAGAAAAGAAUUCCAACCUA